Messenger RNA from Xenopus tropicalis (tropical clawed frog), 872 nucleotides. It is a transcript of the gene tmem141, whose product is annotated as transmembrane protein 141. The transcript has 5 exons. Lineage: Eukaryota; Metazoa; Chordata; Amphibia; Anura; Pipidae. The coding region runs from base 27 to 512 and encodes 161 amino acids. The record is from RefSeq and is a predicted model, not a curated record.
CCUCAUCCUGCCAGUAGGUGGCGUUGAUGGGAAGUAAACAGAAACUACCCAGAAUCCCUUGCAGCAAGGACACAGGAAGGGAAUUACAGACCGGGGCAAGAGAGAGAGAGAUGGUGAAUGUGGGGCUGUCUCAUGUGGAGGAUGCUGUGGCCGCCAAGCACCCAGGCUUGGCGGAAUACGCCGGCUGCCAGUCCCACGCCUUCAUGAAGGGGGUCGGCACCUUUAUCACAGGAAGCGGAGCUGCGUUUGUGGUGCAGAAGGCGCUGAACACCCGGCUGCCCUACCCCCUGCAGUGGAGCAUCCUGCUGUCUGUGGUUGCAGGCUCAGUAGCGAGCUACGCCAUAACGAGGAGGGAAACCCAAAGAUGUUCGGACCUGUGGAUGUACCUGGAGGCUGCUGACCCCCCUCCGGCCCCGGGGCCAGUCUCUGUGUUUCAGGGGCCCCGCUGUCGCUCCCCCCAGAAGGGAAGAGGAAUAAAUAUGGAGAUGUUGUGGAAUAAAGAGGACCAAUAGCAACGGUGGGUUUGGGAGAUGAUCGACGCCCCCCCCCCCCCCACUCGCCGCAGAAGGUUCUGGUCCAGGAGAACUUCAGCCAUUGGACUGUUACUGCCCUAUGGUUUAUAUGGACUUGUGGGUAUAGAUAAGGAAUGUGCAACGUACGGCGCCCCCCGGUGGUUGAACUGGACAGCUGGAGGGUCUCCGCUUGGGCACCGCCGAUAUAGACUGGCUCACCGAGCAGCGAUUCUAUUUGCUAAGGGGCCGUUACCCAGCGUUGGGCCUAUUUGCAUUGCGUACUUCCCCUUUAAUUUUGUACAAUAAAAGUAAAAAUGGGAGUGGCCAGUUUGGAAUAAAUUACUCAUAUACAUUUGUUAA